AGCUUCAAGCGGAGCUCUCACCUUAGCGCACAUCAGAAAAUCCACACAGGGGAGCUGCCCUACAUGUGCUCUGAGUGUGGGAAAAGCUUCAGGCGGAGCUCUGUCCUGAGUGCACACAGGAGAAUCCACACAGGGGAGACGCCCUACACGUGCUCUGAGUGCGGGAAAAGCUUCAUUUGGAGCUCUCACCUUAUCACACAUCAGAGAAUCCACACAGGGGAGACGCCCUACACAUGCUCUGAGUGCGGGAAAAGCUUCAAGCGGAGCUCUCACCUUAUCAGACAUGAGAGAAUCCACACAGGGGAGACGCCCUACACGUGCUCUGAGUGCGGGAAAAGCUUCAAUCGGAGCUCAACCCUUAUCACACAUCAGAGAAUCCACACAGGGCAGAUGCCCUACACGUGCGCUGAGUGUGGGAAAAGCUUCAAUCGGAGCUCAACCCUUAUCAGACAUCAGAGAAUCCACACAAGGGAGACGCCCUACACGUGCUCUGAGUGUGGGAAAAGCUUCAAUCGGAGCUCAACCCUUAUCACACAUCGGAGA
Molecule: messenger RNA, 543 nt
Organism: Mauremys reevesii (Reeves's turtle)
Lineage: Eukaryota; Metazoa; Chordata; Testudines; Geoemydidae
Product: zinc finger protein 3-like
Exons: 2
Biological process (GO): regulation of transcription by RNA polymerase II
Molecular function (GO): RNA polymerase II cis-regulatory region sequence-specific DNA binding; DNA-binding transcription factor activity, RNA polymerase II-specific
Source: RefSeq, a predicted model, not a curated record